Molecule: messenger RNA, 2557 nt
Organism: Vombatus ursinus (common wombat)
Lineage: Eukaryota; Metazoa; Chordata; Mammalia; Diprotodontia; Vombatidae
Gene: CCDC69
Product: coiled-coil domain containing 69
Exons: 9
Coding region: 152-1045 (297 amino acids)
Cellular component (GO): cytoplasm; nucleus
Molecular function (GO): microtubule binding
Source: RefSeq, a predicted model, not a curated record
GUAAGUAAGUUCAAGUCGGCUGCUUUCUGGUUCAGUUUCGGGGUCUUAGAGGCAGCCUGGGAGUACAGCAAGGAGAAUCUGAUCUCCUCCUCCCCUACCCCUAUUGCCUGGAGUUUGGAAACUUUUCCCGGGAGACCGUCCCAGGAGGAGGAUGGGCGGCAGAGGCAGCAAAUUAAACUGCUACAAAUCCCCCAACAAGAGGCGCCGAAAGUCAGGGCAGCCACCAAGACCUGAGCCCAUAGAGCUGGAUCCCUUGCAAAAAGACAAAGACCCAAAUCCCCAUCUCUUCCAUGGUGAGCAGCAGCAACUGGACAUGGUCCAUGUUCUCCAGAAGCAUCAAGAAGAGUCAGAGAAGCUGAGAUCAGAGCAUCAGACCAGGGAAGUGGAAGUCCAGGUGGUGGAUGAACAGGAAUUAGAGCUUCGUGAAAAACUUGCUGAGCAGCUCAAAGUAUUGCAAAGGGAGCAUGAAGAGACCUUACAAGCACUCCGAGCCUCCCAUGAAAAGGAAAAAGUGGUCCUCAUGGAUUCCUUCCAGGUGGACAAGGCAGCCCUGCAGGAGACCAUAGAUGGACUAACUUCUCAGAUGGAGGUCUUCCAAGCCAAGAUGAAAAGAGUAGAGGAAUCUAUCCUGAGUAGAGAUUAUAAGAAACAUAUCCAGGAUUAUGGGAGCCCCAGCCAAUUUUGGGAGCAGGAGUUGGAGAGCCUGCACUUUGUCAUUGAAAUGAAGAAUGAACGUAUCCAUGAACUGGAUAGGAGGUUGAUCCAAAUGGAAACAGUGAAAGAGAAGAACCUGUCAUUAGAAGAGAAAAUUACAGUACUGCAGCAGGAGAAUGAGGAGCUUCAGGUUCGGGGUCGGAACCACCAACGGGUAUCAAGGCAGCUUUCAGAGGACCUUUUUCUUGUCCGUGAGGCCCUGGAGAAAGAGUCACAGCUUCGUCAACAGAUCCAACAGGAGAAAGAAGAGCUGUUAUAUCGGCUUGUCACCAGCGAUUCCCCAGCAGCCUUUCCGCUGACCUCUGCUAAAGUGUCCUACCUUGCCACGUAGCCUGGGAACUCGAGCUGUGGGGAUGUUGAAGGAGGGCCAGUGGACAGGAGAAAUGGAAUGAUCAGGAAGACCUCCCUUCUCCAGGCCAAUGGCCUGCUAGCUGCUGCCACGGGCCAAUGGCCCUGCUAGCUGCUGCCACGGGCUGUUCUCUGCCAUUAUAGGCAGCCCAGGGACUUCCCCUGAAGCCAGACUAAACCUUUCCUGACGGACAGUAGGAGGCAGGAAAGGGAGCUUUUCUUUAGAGGCAGCUUGUGUAGGGGAAAGAGUGCUGAGCUGACUCCUGGAUUCCUAUCCUGGCUCAGCCCCAGACUCACUGUGUGACCGCAAGCAAGCGGCUGCCCUUCUCUUAGUCUCAGGUUUCUUCUUGGUAAAGUAAAGGGCUUAGACAGAGGAUGUGUAUUCACUCUUCUCCUAGUGGCAUCUGCAAGUUCAGAGUGAAGAGGGGGCUGGGCCUUUUUUUCUGAUCCUUGGAGGUUAAAGGCCUCCUAUUCUCUUUGCUCUUCGGCCUCAUAAGCAGAUAUGUCCUAUCUUCUUUGUCCUGUCAAAGUUCCCCUUCCCCCAGGGGGAAACAGAGGAACAAGAGAAAGAAGGGAGUAGGCCUCCCGAAUCUCAGAGGCUAGACCCAUUACAGAGCAAGCCCGUUGUUUAGGGCUCAGCGCACUGUUGUUCCUUCCCUCUCCAUGGGGCACGAUCCUCAGCAGUCCCCAUCAUUGGCCUGUAGCCCCGAGGGUCUAGUCACACCCACCAUAUCUUGAUCCCAAGUCCUCCACCCCAACUUCUCUUUCCCAGCCGUCUAGGGGUGAUACUGAGGCAGUGCACCACCCUCCAGCUCAUCGAUCAUUUUUCUUUGUCUGGAUACCCAAAAAUGAUGCAGAAUCCCCUGGAUUAGGGAAAUCCUCCUGCCAAGCCCCUUGAUUUUCAGUCGUCCAACUACCCUUCCUUAAUCCUCCUCAGCUGAAUUGAUACAGGUCCAAAAAGCAAGAUUAGGGCCACAGGUGUGAAACUAAAGGAGACCCAACCCCUUUCCUGGCCCACCCCCUCCCCCUACUUCUACCUUGCCCCUUCCUGGGCCUCCUACUCUAGCCUGGGUCCCUGCUUUCUCUAUGCUCCAAUCAGGGCUCAGUUCCUGGGAAAGAUGAAAUACCAGGCUGUCCCUUGCACUUUCUUGGCAGCUGGAGAUUUCUUUUCCUUCAAAGCUGAGGAAAGCUGGGACCUACUCUCCUGGUGCUUCUCUUCUUCCCUCCUCCUCUUCCUUUUUGACUUGCCCUCCUUUCCAAGUCUGUAAAUUUGAGAGCAGCUAGCACUCUCUCUGCCAUUCACUCACUAUGUGACUUUGGGCAGACAAAAUCAGAGCUAAAGGGGGAGGGGGAGGGGGCUCAAGAACAGGAAAGGCCCUGCCCAAUGUUGAACAGGGAGUGAGUAGCUGAGUUGGGAAAUAGAACCCAGGUCUCCUGCCUCCCAGUGCUCUUUCCACUACAUUGGCUCCUUGGGGCUCAUUUUCCCCAUCUCUAA